AUGGCAUCGGAUCAUAUUGAAGCUGACAAUGCAGAAGCCAUAAUUGCGAGAAUCGAACACAAGUCCCGCAAGAUUGAGAGCUUACUCAAACAGAAUAAACCUGUCGAAGCCCUUAAGACAGCUCUUGAAGGAUCGCAUCAGAAGACCAAAGAUGAGAGGUGUAAGUCUGCAAAUUGGAUAGUGGUGCACAGAGCAAUAAUGGCUAUCAGAGAUGUGGACAGCUUGUUCUUUGCCUUGGAUCCUGAAUACUAUGACAUUCUAAUGAAGUAUCUGUACAGAGGUCUUUCUACAGGAGAUCGCCCAACUUGUGAGCAAUGUUUGCGCAUUCAUGAGAAAUUAACAGAAAAGGCUGGCCUGGGCUGCAUAUUGCGUUCUCUCUCAGAUACCAUUAAUACCAGUAUUGUGGAAAUCUAUUUCUUCCCAGCUUUGAAGAACACUGGUGGUCUUGCUAUGGUAAUUAUCGGCGUCCUAAGGAAGUUGGCUAUAUUAACUGCUGGCUGGGCCUUCACACAUCUCAUUAAGAUUUAUCAUGAGGAGCAUCACAAAGUGUUUGGUGGUUUUGUUCAUCAUGGGCACCUUAUGAAGAGUUAUUCUUGA
Molecule: messenger RNA, 597 nt
Organism: Oldenlandia corymbosa var. corymbosa
Lineage: Eukaryota; Viridiplantae; Streptophyta; Magnoliopsida; Gentianales; Rubiaceae
Source: the annotation of a GenBank genome assembly